Molecule: messenger RNA, 1415 nt
Organism: Trichechus manatus latirostris (Florida manatee)
Lineage: Eukaryota; Metazoa; Chordata; Mammalia; Sirenia; Trichechidae
Gene: GABRP
Product: gamma-aminobutyric acid type A receptor subunit pi
Exons: 9
Coding region: 58-1380 (440 amino acids)
Biological process (GO): chemical synaptic transmission; nervous system process; regulation of membrane potential
Cellular component (GO): neuron projection; plasma membrane; GABA-A receptor complex
Molecular function (GO): GABA-A receptor activity; extracellular ligand-gated monoatomic ion channel activity; chloride channel activity
Source: RefSeq, a predicted model, not a curated record
UCUCUUUCCCCAGGUGAUUCCUGCUUUGACCUUGCCCUGUGUGAGCAGCUCCUCAACAUGAGCUGCAGCCUCCGCUUGAUCUUCACGUGCCUAAGUCUCUUCACUCAGAGAUUGUGUGUCCAGGGGAAUCGGUUUAACGUCGAGGUAGGCAGAAGUGACAAGCUUUCCCUGCCUGGCUUUGACAACCUCACAGCAGGAUAUAACAAAUUCCUCAGGCCUAAUUUUGGCGGAGAACCAGUUCAGAUAGCACUGACUCUCGACAUUGCAAGCAUUUCUAGUAUUUCAGAGAGUAACAUGGACUACACAGCCACCAUAUACCUCCGACAGCGCUGGACGGAUCAGCGACUGGUGUUUGAAGGAAACAAGAGCUUCACUCUGGAUGCACGCCUUGUAGAUUUUCUCUGGGUCCCUGAUACUUACAUCGUGGAAUCCAAGACAUCCUUCCUCCACGAAGUCACUGUGGGAAACAGGCUUAUUCGCCUCUUCUCCAAUGGCACGGUCCUGUAUGCUCUCAGAAUCACAACAACUGUUGGAUGUAACAUGGAUCUGUCUAAAUACCCCAUGGACACACAGACAUGCAAGUUGCAGCUGGAAAGCUGGGGUUACGAUGGGAAUGACGUGGAGUUCAGGUGGCUGAGAGGGAAUGACUCUGUGCGUGGGCUGGAAAACCUGCGGCUUGCUCAGUACACCAUACAACGGUAUUUCACCUUAGUCACCCAGUCACAGCAGGAGACAGGAAAUUAUACACGAUUGGUCUUGCAAUUUGAGCUUCGGAGAAAUGUCCUGUAUUUCAUUUUGGAAACCUAUGUUCCUUCCACUUUCCUGGUGGUGUUAUCCUGGGUUUCAUUUUGGAUCUCCCUCGAUUCAGUUCCUGCAAGAACCUGCAUUGGUGUGACCACUGUGUUGUCAAUGACCACACUGAUGAUCGGAUCCCGCACUUCUCUUCCCAACACCAACUGCUUCAUAAAGGCCAUCGAUGUGUACCUGGGGAUCUGCUUCAGCUUCGUGUUUGGGGCCCUACUGGAAUAUGCGGUUGCCCACUACAGCUCCUUACAACGGAUGGCAGCCAAAGAUAGGGGGACAGCUAAGGAAGUGGAAGAAGUCAAUAUUACUAACGUCAUCAACAGCUCUAUCUCCAGCUUUAAACGGAAGAUUAGCUUUGCCAGCGUUGAAAUCUCCAGUGAUAAUGUCAACUAUAGUGACCUGACAAUGAAAACCAGUGACAAGAUCAAGUUUGUCUUCAGAGAUAAAAUGGGCAGGAUCAUUGACUAUUUCACAAUUCAAAACCCCAGCAAUGUCGAUCGGUAUUCCAAGCUACUGUUUCCUUUGAUUUUUAUGCUGGCCAAUGUAUUUUAUUGGGCACACUACCUGUAUUUUUGAGACUCCAACCUUGAAUUUUUUGCAUGCCACUGGUC